This is a messenger RNA of Sitophilus oryzae (rice weevil), 2834 nucleotides long. RefSeq names its product F-box/WD repeat-containing protein 7 (gene ago). The transcript has 12 exons. NCBI's taxonomy places the organism in Eukaryota, Metazoa, Arthropoda, Insecta, Coleoptera, Curculionidae. The coding region runs from base 460 to 2553 and encodes 697 amino acids. Gene Ontology annotation, molecular function: ubiquitin binding. The record is from RefSeq and is a predicted model, not a curated record. Gene Ontology annotation, biological process: proteasome-mediated ubiquitin-dependent protein catabolic process; ubiquitin recycling. Gene Ontology annotation, cellular component: cytoplasm; nucleus.
AGCUAUUGGCUAUUGGUGACACUGUAAUCGUUCUAAUGUAUUUAUUCUCUUGUGCCUAGUGAUUGAUAUGUGAUAUAUUUCCACAAUUAUAGUUUUUCUCAUAAAAUGCGUGUUUAAGUUUACAGUUUAUUCAUGACAAAAUACUUUUAAUUUAAGUUUGAAAUCAGUUAGUCAAUAUAAAAUUUGUGUUCAGUUAAUUUUUCUCUAGAAAUUUUCUCCAUUACCUUGGCCAUGGAAUUAAAGAAGUUUUCAAACGUUUUAUCCUCUAAAAUAAAUCUGAUUUGAAAUGAGUUUAUGAAAAUAUCCAGAAUACCUAGCAUGGAUGAUUGGUAUAGAAAAUUAUGGAUAUGGUUAUAAUAUUUUGGAAAUCAUUUUAAUUCUUUAAUACACGAAAUUUUAAUAUAAUAUAAGAAAAUUAUGUCGCUAAAUGGUUUUAUUCUUAAGUAGAUAGUGGUUAGAAUGGCAGGAGCAUGUCUACCAAAAUCUGAUAAAUUUGAAGAAAUCUGCGCAAUUAGUCGAGAUCCUGAACUUACUAAACAAGACUGUACUAGCCCUAGUCCAACUGAAACUGUGUGCAUUGUAGAUUCUAUAUGUGGAGAAAAUAUCCCAGGUACAUCGCAACGAAAAUUAGAUGAGGCACCUGAUUUUUGCGAUAAAAUUGAUCUGAUAGAUGAGAACGUUAAAAAGACAUGUUUUCUCAAUAAAUUAGGUCUUAUUGAAGAAUAUGAUGAAGACGAAACUAGUAGAGAAGAUAAUUGGGAAGACUGCAUUGACAAUGUGUUGGACGAAAUCAACAAUGAUGAUGAAAAUAGCUGUGAGAAUGAUGAGUCUGUAAACAUAUUUCAUACUGUAACACCAAGAAGUUCUUCUGUUAAUAGAAAUAAUUCCGACUCCUCAGAAAGAAAUUUAAGAAAACGAAAAUUAGAUGUAAAUAAUGGCUUUCCUAAUAAGAAAAAUAUAUCUGAAGAGCGAAGUGAACUCGGUUCUCCACUUCUUAAUAAUGAAAAUACCCCCGGAGGGACUUCUAGCUUUCGUAGUGGUAGUUCAUCGACUUUUGGUUCUAGAACUCGUUCGCUUAUUCCAACAAAAGAUAACCCUCCUCCAGAAAUGCCAAAUUGGUUACUACAAUUUUCUAAAUGGUCAAAUGCUGAAAGGAUUAUGGCUAUUAGUGAACUAAUUGCUAGAUGCGAGCCAACUCAGGUUCGCCAUAUGAUGCAAGUAAUAGAACCACAGUUUCAGAGAGAUUUUAUAUCGUUGUUACCAAAAGAACUAGCUUUAAAAGUUUUGUCUUUCUUAGAACCUAAGGAUUUAUUAAAGGCUGCCCAAACUUGCCACAGUUGGAGAGUGUUAGCAGAAGAUAAUUUGUUAUGGAAAGAGAAAUGUAAAGAAGCGGGUAUAGAUGAAAUUCCUCGAAGGCGAUACCCACCUCGAUCGCCUAGAACAAAUAUGUCUCCAUGGAAGACAGCCUUUAUGCGACAGCAUGCCAUUGAAACUAAUUGGAGGUCAAAGCCAAUUAGACCACCAAAAAUGUUAAAAGGUCAUGAUGAUCACGUUAUAACUUGUUUACAAUUUUCUGACAAUAAAAUUGUUAGUGGAUCUGAUGACAACACUUUGAAAGUUUGGUCUGCAGUAAGUGGGAAGUGUCUAAGAACUUUGGUAGGUCACACGGGUGGAGUAUGGUCGUCGCAAAUGUCCGGUAAUACAAUAAUUAGUGGUAGUACUGAUAGAACGUUGAAAGUAUGGGAUGCUGACACAGGAGUAUGCCGUCACACUUUAUAUGGUCACACAUCAACCGUGAGGUGCAUGCAUUUGCAUGGUAACAAAGUCGUAAGCGGAUCAAGAGAUGCAACAUUAAGGGUUUGGAAUAUAGAAAGUGGCGAGUUCCUUCAUGUGUUAGUUGGUCAUAUAGCAGCCGUACGCUGUGUGCAAUAUGAUGGAAAAUUAGUCGUAUCGGGUGCUUAUGAUUAUAUGGUUAAAGUUUGGAAACCUGAAACAGAAGAGUGUCUGCAUACAUUACAGGGUCAUACGAAUCGUGUAUACUCGUUACAGUUUGACGGUAUUCAUGUUGUGAGUGGAUCUUUGGACACUAGUAUACGUGUUUGGGAUGUAGAAUCGGGUACCUGCAAACAUACGCUUAUGGGACAUCAAUCACUAACUUCGGGUAUGGAACUGAGAAACAAUAUUUUAGUAUCAGGAAAUGCUGACUCUACUGUAAAAGUUUGGGAUAUAGUGACGGGCCAGUGUCUUCAAACUCUUUCAGGUCCCAACAAGCAUCAGUCGGCCGUAACUUGUCUGCAAUUCAAUAAUCGAUUUGUGAUAACUUCUUCCGAUGAUGGAACAGUCAAAUUAUGGGACGUUCAGACUGGUGAAUUUGUACGAAAUUUAGUGGCAUUAGACAGUGGUGGUUCGGGCGGAGUUGUUUGGCGUAUUAGAGCAAAUGAGACUAAAUUAGUUUGUGCCGUAGGGAGUCGCAAUGGAACAGAAGAAACUAAAUUAUUAGUGUUAGAUUUUGACUCUUAUACUCCAAACAGCAGUACUACUAUAACUAGAUAAUUAAAGACUUAAAAAAUUGUGCGUAUGUUGAGUGAGAAAUAGUGAAUGCAUUAUUUUUGUAGUAAAUGAAUAUUUCUCUUAUACAAGAUUAUUUUUAAUGUUAAAUGUUUACAUGUCUCCUUUGCGUUUGUAUUAUACCCAUGGUUUAACCUAUAUUUCAAGAAAUAUUGACCGGUUUGGACAUAUAUUAUAAAUUUAAUAUGUUAAUUUCCCAUUUUUUUUCCUGUAAAAAUCUGUAACAACCCAUUUAUACAAAUUAAAUUAUUUGGUAUUAAGUUUUA